GAGAGACGGAGGGAGAGUGGGUGUUAUGGCGAACACUUUUCACAGCACUUUUUCGCAUAGUGACGUUUGCGCCCGGGCACCUGGAUCGCAUAUAAAUAGGUUGUCCCUCGCUGGACUCCUCGCACACAUCCUUCGACUUUCCAACGAAUAGUGUUCACUAAUCCACCACUGCGAAGAACUACCCCCAGGAAAAUGUGGAAGUUCACCAAUCUCGCUCUGCUGCUGGCGUUCUGCAUGCAUCAGUCGUUUGCUUUUCCAUCGGAAUACAGCGAGCAAUUCUACAUGGGUCAGACUCCGAAUUUCAUCAAGUGGCGCGCAUUGGAUGGAAUCGGUGGUGGUAAUUUGAAUGGAAGAGCCUUGGAUGGAAUCGGUGGUGGUAACUUGAAUGGAAGAGCUUUAGAUGGAAUCGGCGGUGGUAAUUUGAACGGAAGAGCCUUGGAUGGAAUCGGCGGUGGUAAUUUAAAUGGAAGAGCCUUAGAUGGAAUUGGCGGUGGCAACUUGAAUGGAAGGGCUUUAGAUGGAAUCGGCGGUGGUAAUUUAAAUGGAAGAGCUUUAGAUGGAAUUGGCGGUGGCAACUUAAAUGGCCGUUCAUAUCUGUUAUACCGAUUUGGUGUUAAUCACCGUGCUUUGGAUGGAAUUGGUGGUGGUAAUUUAAACGGAAGAGCUUUGGAUGGAAUUGGUGGUGGUAAUCUGAAUGGCAGAGCUUUAGAUGGAAUUGGUGGUGGUAACUUGAAUGGCAGAGCUUUGGAUGGAAUUGGCGGAGGAAACCUAAACGGAAGAGCUUUGGAUGGAAUUGGCGGAGGUAACUUAAACGGGAGAGCUUUGGAUGGAAUUGGCGGUGGUAACUUGAAUGGAAGAGCUUUGGAUGGAAUUGGCGGAGGUAACUUAAACGGAAGAGCUUUGGAUGGAAUUGGUGGUGGAAAUUUAAACGGAAGAGCUCUUGAUGGAAUCGGUGGUGGUAACCUGAAUGGCAGAGCUUUGGAUGGAAUUGGUGGUGGUAACUUGAACGGAAGAGCUUUAGAUGGAAUUGGUGGAGGAAACCUAAACGGAAGAGCUUUAGACGGAAUCGGAGGAGGAAACUUGAACGGCCGCGACAUACACAACAUAUUGCAAUACAUUAAAGAAAAACUGUCCAAGUAAACUCUUUAGAAAACAUAAUUUCUAUUUUUAUU
Messenger RNA from Nicrophorus vespilloides, 1172 nucleotides. Its product is annotated as glycine-rich cell wall structural protein 1-like. The coding region runs from base 193 to 1140 and encodes 315 amino acids. Lineage: Eukaryota; Metazoa; Arthropoda; Insecta; Coleoptera; Silphidae. The transcript has 4 exons. The record is from RefSeq and is a predicted model, not a curated record.